Messenger RNA from Lachancea sp. 'fantastica', 630 nucleotides. NCBI's taxonomy places the organism in Eukaryota, Fungi, Ascomycota, Saccharomycetes, Saccharomycetales, Saccharomycetaceae. The record is from the annotation of a GenBank genome assembly.
AUGUCUGUGGAAGAAGUUACGCAACAAACCCAGGAUUUGAACAUCGAAAAGCCAUCGACGGUUUUGUCGAGUGAAAAGGAAUUCCAAUUGAAGCACCCUUUGAACUCAAAAUGGACCCUUUGGUACACUAAGCCAGCCGUGGACAAGUCUGAAUCGUGGUCAGACCUGCUCCGUCCAGUGACCUCGUUCGAGACUGUUGAGGAGUUCUGGGCCAUUCACAACGCUAUUCCAAAGCCUCGCUAUCUGCCAUUCAAGUCGGAUUAUCAUUUGUUCCGUAACGACAUCAGACCUGAAUGGGAAGACCCAGCCAAUGCCCAAGGUGGUAAAUGGACCCAUCAGUUCUGGAACAAGACACCCGAUAUCGAUGAUCUAUGGAUGCGUGCCCUACUCGCAGUCAUCGGUGAAACCAUUGACGAAGACGACUCUCAAAUCAACGGUGUUGUCAUCAACAUCAGAAAAAGCGCUUAUAAAAUCGCUAUCUGGACAAAGUCGUCGGAUCAGAAGGAGGCUUUGACCAAGAUCGGCUCCAAAUUCAAGACUGUGUUGAAACUAGGCGAUGACACUCAAAUUGAGUUUUUGCCUCACUCCACCGCCUCUGAAAAACACCCUCAACCAUCUCUAGUUUUGUAA